UCUGUUUCUGUAAGGGAGCGUGCGGCCCUGGUGCUCGCGCGUAACAACUAGAGAGCUGUCAACUCUUUGGAGUUCAUAACUACUUAUCAAAUAUACUAGUUGGUUAAACAACAGCGGGCUUGUUUGACCAGGAAUGGGAGCCAACAACAGCACGCGCCGCGUGUCUUUUGAGUCGGAUGAGAAUGAGAACAUAACGAUAGUGAAGGGCAUAAGGCUCUCAGAGAAGGUCAUCGACCGCAUGAGGGAACCCUCCGGCCCACCACAGCCCCCCACCAGAGCCCCUCCAGCUUCUCCUCCCGUGGUUGAUCCUCUGCCAGCGCUGGUGCCAAUACCUCCUCCACCUGACCCUGUCACUCCCCUUCCAUCUUCUUCCUUGCCAGAGCGAGUCAAACUCCCUGAGCAAGUGAACGCUACUGCACCUCCUCCAGAGCCGCUCAUUCUCCCCCCACCUCCUCCCGUAGCGACAGCACCAGCUGAAUCAGUGGGUGCUGUAUCAGCCCCUGCAGUGUAUGAGUCUGAACUGAGAAGAAAGAUCGCUGAAGAGUUGCAGAAAAGCCUGGAGGAAGAGAGGAGAAAGGCACGGGAGGAGCUCAAGCAACGGCUGGAAAAGGAAAAGUCCCAGGCUCAUGCCGAGGCCCAGGCAGAAGCUCAAGCCCAGGUAAAGGACGAGGUGAGCAGGAUCCUUGCAUUAGAGAAAGAGCAGAGCAUCCAGAAAGCCAUACUGAGAGAAAGAAUCACCGCUGAGGAUGAAAGACUGCAAGCUCAGAUAUAUCAGAUGGAGAGAAAGGCUAGACAGUUAGAGGAGAGAGAUAAAGAGCUCCGGAAGCAGGACGCCUUCUACAGAGAACAAUUGGCCAAGCUAAAGGAAAGGAGUGCCCAGUUCUACAAGGUUACAAAUGAAAACCAUCAAAAGGCAGCAGACGAGGUCAACGCCAAGUUUAAGCGGUAUGAAAUUAGUCCAGUGUGCACCGACCUUCAGGGCCAGAUUCUGAAGUGCUACAGAGAAAAUGCUGGAAAAACUCUGCUGUGCUCCAACAUCGCCUCUCAAUACAUGCAGUGUGUCAACAGUGCAAAACAGGACAAGUUGAGGACUGGAGGUUAAGUCUCUGGGCAGGAAGAGUGGGAGACCUGUUUGUAUCAGUGAUCUCACCGUUUAUCGACUGUUGCCAAGGAAAGACGCCACCCAAAGACACACCUGAGCAGAGCUGAAGCAGAAUCUGCAGUGAAUUGAGAGCUAGAUACCCUUGAACCUUGCUUUUUUUCCUAAACCAGUUUUGCCUUUCUACCUCCUUCCUGUUAUUUCACCUUUAUCCAGUAAAGGGGAAACUGGUAUCCAUUUCUCAAAUGGACAGAAUCAGUAAGCAGCGGCGAUCAUACAGUAGGUGGAACUCAAAGGUUCUGAGCACCUGAACCAGAAAAUGCACCAUUUUUUGGUUCUCAAAGGAUAGCACACAGUGAAGAGAACCUAACUAGACAACAAAUAUUGGCCGCACUAAGCCAUUCUAGACCCAACCACAGUAGAAUCCCAGAACUCUGAGUUGGUCUGGUUGUGUAGUGUCAUCAUACCUGUGAUCCACCCUGCUAACCCACCACAAUCACACUUCCCAUUGCACUAGUCACAUCCUUCAGCUGUUCGUUGUGUUUUUGCGUGUGAUGUUCAUUACCGUUAUUUGUCUCGUCGUUCACACAAAAAGGUCAGGCCUGUUCACCUGGUCUGCUUUAAAGAAUAAACUAUUCAAACCC
Messenger RNA from Carassius auratus (goldfish), 1743 nucleotides. Its product is annotated as MICOS complex subunit Mic19-like. The coding region runs from base 134 to 1102 and encodes 322 amino acids. The transcript has 9 exons. Gene Ontology annotation, biological process: inner mitochondrial membrane organization. Gene Ontology annotation, cellular component: mitochondrion; MICOS complex. The record is from RefSeq and is a predicted model, not a curated record. NCBI's taxonomy places the organism in Eukaryota, Metazoa, Chordata, Actinopteri, Cypriniformes, Cyprinidae.